This is a messenger RNA of Helicoverpa zea (corn earworm), 1190 nucleotides long. It is a transcript of the gene EndoG, whose product is annotated as endonuclease G, mitochondrial. Gene Ontology annotation, biological process: apoptotic DNA fragmentation. Gene Ontology annotation, molecular function: metal ion binding; nucleic acid binding; single-stranded DNA endonuclease activity. The record is from RefSeq and is a predicted model, not a curated record. The transcript is spliced from 7 exons. NCBI's taxonomy places the organism in Eukaryota, Metazoa, Arthropoda, Insecta, Lepidoptera, Noctuidae. Bases 137 to 1069 code for a protein of 310 amino acids. Gene Ontology annotation, cellular component: nucleus; mitochondrial inner membrane.
AACCUAUAAAAUAAAUAAAUGUAAUCUUUCUUUGGUUACGUAGUUUGAUAAACAAUAAUUUAAUUAUUUUUGACUUAAAUAGAUAUUAUUACAAUACGUAGUCUCAUUUCUAGAUUAUAUUCUAUCAAAUUAUACAAUGUUUCGCAAGCGACUUUUGCAUUUCGCUCAAUUGAGUGCAAUCGGUCUGACUGGAUUUUACGUCGGUCAAAAUACAGAUAAAUUUCAUAAUUUUCUGUGGAAUGAUUCGAUUAUUGUAGACGGGAAACGCGUUAAGAGUAUGCCAGGCCUUCCCGUCUUCGGUACUGUUUCAGCUGCUACCCCAUUCACUGAAAGCAGCGGUGGAAAAGAUCGGGUGUCACAAAUAAUGAAAUAUGGUUUUCCAAGUUUAGACAAUGUUCGUUCGUAUGACGACUUCAUUCUGUCUUACGACCGGCGCAACAGGGUGCCGAACUGGGUGUUCGAGCAUAUCACUCAGGAGCACAUUGCUAAGAACGACCAGGUAGACCGGAGCAAGUGUGACUUCAAACCUGAUGAGAGCAUUCAUCCAUUCUUUAGGUCACAAAACACAGACUACAAGGGUUCAGGGUUUGACCGUGGACACAUGGCCGCUGCGGGUAACCACCGCCUCUGUCAGAAGCAUGUUGAUCAGACAUUCUUCCUAACCAAUAUGGCUCCUCAGGUAGGCGAGGGCUUCAACCGACACGCAUGGAAUACUCUAGAGAAGCAUGUGCGGAAACUGACUAGGGUUUAUACUAAUGUAUACUGCUGUACUGGCCCACUCUACUUGCCUAGGCGAGAAUCUGACGGUAAAUCGUACGUUCGCUACCAAGUGAUUGGCGCAAACACGGUGGCCGUGCCGACUCACUUCUAUAAAGUCGUGGUGGGCGAGGCCAAGGAUGGGUCGUUAGACAUGGAGGCCUAUGUCAUGCCCAACCAGAAGAUACCUGAUGAGACGCCCGUGUCUGCCUUUAUGGUACCACCAGAAUCAAUAGAAAAAGCAGCAGGUUUACUGUUCUUCGACAAAAUACACAGAAGUAAACUCAACAGAAUAAAUGGAAAGAAAGUGUAAAACAAUUGAGCUAUAUAGAAUGUUAGCUAAUUAUUAAAUGAAUUUUAUGAAUCUGUUUCACAUGUGAUUUUGUUAACUUGUACAUAGUUGUUAUUUGUAAAUAAAUACAUUUUAUUGUUUA